Candidozyma haemuli is the source of this 519-nucleotide messenger RNA. It is a transcript of the gene PEX22, whose product is annotated as Pex22p. The coding region runs from base 1 to 519 and encodes 172 amino acids. The record is from RefSeq and is a predicted model, not a curated record. Lineage: Eukaryota; Fungi; Ascomycota; Pichiomycetes; Serinales; Metschnikowiaceae. The transcript has a single exon.
AUGGGCAGAAAGAAGUCACCCGCUAUUUGGAUCUCAGCCGUCGUUGCUACCUCAAUUGCAGCAGCUGGCUAUGAGUUCUACAAGUACCUUACCAAGGACGAUGAACAAACCAUCAGUGCAUCCAAGUUUACCAACAAGUCCAUUGCAUUAACGUUGCUGCAUUCGGUGCUCAGCUCCGACUUGCCGCUAGAAGAGAUAAUCAUGAAUUCACAGAACGUCACUUUCAUUCUUCCCCCACAUCUUUCGGUCGACGACUUGGCCGGGAACAUUGAUACAUCACAGACUGGAUUGUCGCAGACACUUCUCAAUAACUAUAAGCUCCUCCGGUGCUCCAACAUUGAUGGGUAUUUCCAUAUGCUCAAAAACCUCAAACCUGAUACGUUGAUUGUGUGUGCGGACGAUUUGGGCAUUCAUGACAAGAUGCCUAAGGACUUGCCUCGGUUCGUGAAAGAGGUGGUCACCUUGGACCAGAACAAAGAGCGGGUAUCAUCGAUCUUGACCAAGGUGUUCUUACGUUAG